AUGGCCACCCCCCGCACUGUCCUUGUCACCGGCUGCUCCUCGGGCAUCGGCCUGGCCGUGGCCGUGCAGCUCGCCAGGGACCCCCAGAAGCGAUACCUGGUCGUGGCCACCAUGCGGGACCUGUCGCGCCGCGGGCCGCUGGAGGCGGCGGCCGGGGCCGCGCUCGGGGACACGCUGCGCAUCCUGCGCCUCGAUGUCACCAGCGACAGCUCCGUGGCCGAGUGCCUGCGGGAGGUGCCGGGGGGGCGCGUGGACGUCGUGGUGAACAACGCCGGGGUGGGGCUGGUGGGGCCCCUGGAGAGCGCCUCGGGGGCGCAGGUGCAGCGCGUCUUCGACACCAACGUUUUCGGGGUGCUGCGCCUGGCCCAGGCCCUGCUCCCCCAAAUGAAGCGGCGCCGCAGCGGCCACAUCGUGGUGGUCAGCAGCGUCAUGGGGCUGCAGGGGGUGAUUUUUAACGACAUCUACGCCGCCUCCAAGUUCGCGGUGGAGGGGCUGUGCGAGAGCCUGGCCGUGCAGCUGCUGCAGUUCAACGUCUUCGUGUCGCUGGUGGAGCCGGGCCCGGUGAACACGGAGUUCGAGCGGAAGCUGCUGCAGGAGGUGGAAAAAUCGGAAUUUCCCGGCGCGGACGCGGAGACGCUGCGCUACUUCCGCGAGGUUUUCCUGCCCGCCAGCCGCCAGGUGUUCCACACCUUCGGCCAGAGCCCCGAGCAGGUGGCGAAGGCCAUCGUGGCGGUGAUCGACGCCCCCCGCCCCCCGUUCCGGACCCCCACCAACGCUCUCUACUCGCCGCUGCUGGCGCUGCGCUUCGCCGACCCCCGCGGGGAUUUGGGGGUCCGCACCUUCCACCGCCUCCUCUUCGACCUGGGCCCCCUCUUCCAGCUGAGCCUGGCGCUGCUGCGCUGCCUCACCUGCCGCUGCUGCCGCCGCCGCGUCAGCCCCGUCUGA
Messenger RNA from Vidua chalybeata, 945 nucleotides. RefSeq names its product retinol dehydrogenase 8 (gene RDH8). The coding region runs from base 1 to 945 and encodes 314 amino acids. Gene Ontology annotation, cellular component: cytoplasm. Gene Ontology annotation, molecular function: estradiol 17-beta-dehydrogenase [NAD(P)+] activity. The record is from RefSeq and is a predicted model, not a curated record. NCBI's taxonomy places the organism in Eukaryota, Metazoa, Chordata, Aves, Passeriformes, Viduidae. Gene Ontology annotation, biological process: estrogen biosynthetic process. The transcript has 6 exons.